Trypanosoma cruzi is the source of this 286-nucleotide messenger RNA. RefSeq lists its product as uncharacterized. Lineage: Eukaryota; Euglenozoa; Kinetoplastea; Trypanosomatida; Trypanosomatidae. The annotation marks the transcript as partial. The transcript has a single exon. The record is from RefSeq and is a predicted model, not a curated record.
AUGUUUGGUUCCGAACAGUUUCGCCAGCGAUUUUCCGUGGGUGGGGGUGGCAAUCCUGCUGGUGCUGCAACACCGUUUAUGAUGAUGUACGGGGUUUGCCCAAAGACGAACGGAGUGGCCUCCACUUACUCCAACCAGCUUCUGGCUACAACAAACAAUACGGCCUUUCAACGCCCGUACGGUUUCCAUGUGAACGGGUAUGGCGCGAAUUAUACGGCACCACAUGAGGAAGAAGAUACAGAAGGAUUGUUUGAAGUUCAUGAUAGUCAUUGGAAGGUUUCUAUCU